AUGUCUGCCCGUCCACGCACCGCUGUCAUGGCUCCUCCCAGCACCAUCUCUGCCAGGACCGGCUCGGACACUCUGGCCAUCCCGUCCCAGGCCCCUCGAUUCCGCGCCAACCGACAGCCUAGUGCCAGCUCCUCCAACCUCAGGCUGCCCUCGCUGCCGCGCUUCCAUCCUGCCAACUUCCCCUCGUCCAACUCCAGCGCCGCAAACACGCCAGGCACCAACCCCAACAGCCCGCAGCCGCCGCCCUCGCCCCGCUCCCAGCACAAGCAGUACUCGGAGGCCCAGCGCCAGCUCUACAUCUACCAGAGAGAGCUCCUUGCCAAUGCCACCCGCAACAUGGCUACCGGCACUAAGCCGGCCAGCCCUCGUCUGAACCCUCUGGGCAGCCCGGGGCCCGUCACUCCUCUCGAGCUUGAGGGCCAAGGGGGCGACUACCUCACGGCAGGGGCUAAGGCUUCGAGCGGCCUCAACGACUCCCGGAACGACCUCGUCGAGAAGCUCCUUCAGGAGGAGGCUAGGCGGGUAGGCCAGAUGUCUCCCGGCCGGCCGACGUCAGUGGGCAGCUGCUGA
This is a messenger RNA of Lasiodiplodia theobromae, 570 nucleotides long. RefSeq lists its product as uncharacterized. NCBI's taxonomy places the organism in Eukaryota, Fungi, Ascomycota, Dothideomycetes, Botryosphaeriales, Botryosphaeriaceae. The record is from RefSeq and is a predicted model, not a curated record. The coding region runs from base 1 to 570 and encodes 189 amino acids. The transcript has a single exon.